UACAACUCUAUAUAUAUACCCCUCACGAGGUUCAUUAAUUCUCUCUCAAUUAUACCAUCUCGUUUUUGAAUUUUUCAGACAGUUGCUUCGAGGAAUUCCAGAAAGAAGAAGACGAUGGCGAUGGUUGACGAGUGUUACGCUGAUGAUGAAGAGGAUGAGCUGGUUGGCUUUGGAUUUAGUCCUUCAGAAGAAGAGCUCAUACGCGAUUACCUUCUGUCUAAGCUUGGCUUCGACCAAGACCAACGAAACAAGAUCUUCACAUUAGAAGACAAGGAAAACAGCUACGCAGAAAAGCCGUGGCAGCUUAAUCACACAAAGAAUGAUAUCUUUGAACCUAACGAGUGGUUUUACUUUGUGAAACGGAACCGCAAAGUAAAAGGUUGGAAAGACACUGGAGGGUUGAAAUAUGUAAAUGUCGUGUCGAGAAAGACCGGUAGAGUGAUUGGGAAGAAGAGGAAUCUCAGCUUCUACGUCAAGAGCAAACCGAGUGUUUGGACCAUGACGACUGAGUAUUCAUCUAUCGACAAAUCCUUCCGAAACCAAGUUCUCUGCCACCUCAAAGGACCAUGA
Messenger RNA from Camelina sativa (false flax), 570 nucleotides. Its product is annotated as NAC domain-containing protein 40. The record is from RefSeq and is a predicted model, not a curated record. Lineage: Eukaryota; Viridiplantae; Streptophyta; Magnoliopsida; Brassicales; Brassicaceae. Gene Ontology annotation, biological process: regulation of DNA-templated transcription. Gene Ontology annotation, molecular function: DNA binding.